Messenger RNA from Culicoides brevitarsis, 1359 nucleotides. It is a transcript of the gene Gas8, whose product is annotated as dynein regulatory complex subunit 4. Lineage: Eukaryota; Metazoa; Arthropoda; Insecta; Diptera; Ceratopogonidae. Gene Ontology annotation, molecular function: microtubule binding; small GTPase binding. Gene Ontology annotation, cellular component: microtubule; motile cilium; Golgi apparatus. The record is from RefSeq and is a predicted model, not a curated record. The transcript has 3 exons. Bases 16 to 1359 code for a protein of 447 amino acids. Gene Ontology annotation, biological process: cell motility.
GUCGACACAACUUCAAUGUCCCGGGAGCAACUCGAAGCCUUCGCGAUGCGACUUCGCAACGAAAUGGAGCGCGAACGUGAGGAACGGAAUUUUUUCCAGUUGGAACGCGAUAAACUCCGUACUUUUUGGGAAAUCACGCGAAAUCAACUCGAUGAGGCUCGCACGACAAUUCGCAACAAGGAACGCGAAGUCGAGGAGGCUCAAGAACGCGCCGAUAUCGAGACGAAAAAUGUCAUGCAACAAAUGAAGCACUUGCAAUACGAGAAUCAGACGAAAAUCGGGGAGAUGCGUGCUGAAAUGAUGACUCAACUGAAAAUGGCGCAAGAAGAUCACACGUUGCAGGAACGCGAGUUGCUCGGUGAUAAGAGGGAAUUUCGAAGACAACUGCGGGAAAAGGAAGAAUGCAUCGAACUCGAGAUGCAAAAAUUAAAAAUGGAACAUAGCGAGCAGAUGAGUCGAGAACGCGAGAAAUUUCUGAAUGAGGCGCAAGAAAUGACGAAAAUUCACGAGCAACGCCUGCAAAAGUACAUGGAAGAGUCGGAAAUUCGGCAUCGCAUGGAGAUGUCGGAAGUGGAGGAACGAAAAAAUGCCCAAAUUUCAAAGUUAAUAAAGGAACAUGAGCAUUCCUUCGGCGAAAUUAAGCAAUAUUACAACGAUAUCACGACUAAUAACUUGCAAUUGAUUAGUACGAUGAAGGAUCAAAUGGACGAAUUGCGAAAACAGUCGGAGCGGAGCGAUAAAAAAGUGCAAGAAAUCAUGUAUCAGAACAAAAAACUCUCACAACCGUUGAAAGAGGCUCAAACUGAACUUCACGAACUAAAGAAACGUCAAGAGCAUCACGAUCGUGACAAAACAUCCCUCAGCCGCAUGAAAUCCCGUUACGAGAAGCUCCAGAAAAAUUUUGACGCCUUCAAAUGGGAGACAGAAGCCUUAAAAAUGCAUUGCGAGAAGCUAACUGAGGAGCGUGACCAGUUAAAAUCCCGUUUUGAGGAAGCUGCGUUGGAAUUACAACAAAAAACAGGUCUCCGCAACGCCUUGCUCGAACGAAAACUAGAAGUUCUGCAAAAAGAAACCGAACAACGUGAAGCAAUUUUAGGCGAAGUUCUUACUCUCGCAGGAAUGGAACCACAAACGUUGAGUUUGCGCAUCGAAAAACUCCUGGCACAGAAAAACGAGAAGAUCGAAGACUUGCGAUACGAAGUUGCCCGCAUGUCAAAAGCGUAUGACGACUUAUUGGCAACAUUUGAAUCGAAAAUGAUCCAACACGGGAUUCCAAUUGAAGAGAUACGCUUUCAAGUUGCGGGACCCGGAAGAAGUGGAAAACCUACGCCCGGCACUUUGGUGCCCAAAUUUCGCUAA